Molecule: messenger RNA, 2667 nt
Organism: Sardina pilchardus (European sardine)
Lineage: Eukaryota; Metazoa; Chordata; Actinopteri; Clupeiformes; Clupeidae
Product: ERBB receptor feedback inhibitor 1
Exons: 4
Coding region: 281-1351 (356 amino acids)
Biological process (GO): negative regulation of epidermal growth factor receptor signaling pathway; regulation of keratinocyte differentiation
Source: RefSeq, a predicted model, not a curated record
UUCAGAGACUGAAAGAAUGGAGCUGAAAUAAAUCGUUUAAAACGGACUACACGUGAACAUUGUCAACAGCUUUCUAAGAUUAUCUGACAGAGCAGGAGUUCUACAAACAAUUCGGGAGAAACUUCAUGAUCUUCCAGAUGUUAUCGCUCUGGUUGGCCAGAAGCACUCUGUCGUGAUUUGAACAAAAGUGGUUGAUGAUUGAUGGGUGCCUCAAAUAAUGGUGAAUUUUAAGUGCGUCGGCACCUGCAGUUCCCGUGUCGCUCAGAGACUCCUCUAAUACAUGGAGGUGUGUCUCAGCAUGGCCACAAGCAAACCCUUCUGGGAUCCUCAUGAAACAAACAAUUUGUACUUUUGCCUUGAUGCGGAAACCAUGGAACAGAAGUUCAGAACACACUACAGAGACUCCUCUAUGGGAUAUGAGGAAAGCUCCAUGCAAAGUUAUCAGGAGGGUGACCAAGUGGUCCCUUCAUUCAAAAGACUGUCUGUGUACGAGCACAUUCCCCCGCACUCUUCCCCAAGAGCUACCAAGCCGCUACCUCCUCUCCCGGACCCGUCCGACUUGUCCUCUGACGAAGGGGUGGACAACGAGGUGGAGUUCUUCACCAGCACGGAUGACCGGCAGUGCCUGGUGCCGGAGCACCGCUCCAAAGCUCUGGCCUUUCGAUACGCCGCAUCCGGCCGUCGGAGCUACCGUGGCUGCGGCCAGGUCAACUAUGCCUACUACGAGGGCACCAAGUCUGCCUGCGCUCCGGGCCAAGAGAAACUGUACGCCCACAAGCAGCCGCGAGAGCUGCCCCUGCCCAGAGACUGCGCCAGGCAGCCGGACCGGACCCAGCGCCGGCUGCGUCGGACGGCCAGCCUGAGGCUGUUCGGCCACGGCCAGCUGCAGGACAAGCCCGAGGUCCCGCCGCGCAUUCCCAUCCCACCGCUUCCUGCCAAGAGCUCGGAGCUCCGGCACCGCUGGUCAGCAUUAGUCCCGUCGGCGCCGCCCAGUGACGGCGACGAGGAUGACGACAAGCCGCCCCAAGUCCCCCCUCGGGAGCCCAUCCCACGGCCCUACGCCCGCGCCCCAAGCCCCAAGAGCCUCCCCAUCUAUGUCAACGGGGUGAUGCCUCCCACACAGAGCUUCGCUCCCAACCCCAAGUACGUCAGCAGGGCCCCCCACAGGCCUCCCCAGGAGGCCGCGACCCCGCCCCACAACCCCUGCAUACUGCCCAUCAUGGAGGAGGGCAAGAAAGCCAGCACCACCCAUUACUUCCUCCUUCCCCAUCGACCGGCGUACGUGGAUCGCUACGCCAGAUUUCUCAGGGAGGCUGAGUGCGAGACGACGACUGAGGGGGGCUGCAGCUAAGAGAGGAGAUAUCUAUAACAGACAGAACUCAUCCGUCCACUUGAUGUAAAAAAAGAACACAACGAGCUCUUAGAAACCUAUAUUUGUACAGGUUCCUCAACUCAUAGCUCGCUGAUGCCUCACACUGCUUAGGGUAUCGUAAAAUAACUGACAUCCCAUUUGCUGGAAAUUUACCAAGCCAAUUUUUUUUCUCCACCUUUUAAGUUUCAUUGGCCAGUGUCACCUUCUUUUCAUAUUUAACCUUUUUGUUUUUACUGCAUCAUCAUGACAAGUAUUAAAAUUAUGAUUUACAUUCAUUCUAUUGCAUACUGUUUUAAGAUAAUGGUUAAGUGUAUGCUAAGUGUGUCAAAAGCUGGUAUAAGCUGGUCUUGUACCAAAACAUUUUCAUUGUUCAACAAACUGCUACAUAAUAAGUAUUUUAGUAUGGUGCUUUGUACAACAUGAAGUAGUUGUUCACGUUAGUGUGUAACUUAGCUGUACAGAAUCUCUGUGUCUACCACGUCCAUGGUAAGAAUAUAAUGGCAAACACUAUGAGCUGUUUAGAAGGUGUUGAUCCGUGUAUUAUACUUUAUAACUUAUCACUACUGAUCACAAAAUGAUGAAGCACUCAAGAUGUGCUAAUCUUUGUUUUUGUUUUUAUGGUUAAUCGUUGCAUAUUUAUGAUGUCAAGUAUAUGUCAAGUGGACACAGUUGUUUUUGCAAGUCAUCAAAGUUGCAUAAUUGUUAUUUUUGUCUAGAUGUUCUUGCUAUAUAAUGUCGGUUAAUGGUUGACUGGUACAAACAUGUGUUGUUAAUGUUUAUGUGAAGAAUAAUUUACGUGUAAGUGCUCAACAAGGGGGGGCCAACAGAACGAGUUUGCUCUGAUAGUCACUGCAUCAUAACUAUACCAAUCAGGACUGCAGCAAGCUGUCAUGCACAAACGACCAUUUUUGCCUUCUUAAUGUGAUUCAUGAAUCUUCAUGAUCCCUGAUGCCUCUCUCCCCUUGGCACUGCAGUGCCUUGGUUGAAGAAUUAUUUGUUGUAUAGUAUUUUUUCCACAUCUGGUUCUGAUUUUGACAGUGGUCUACAAAUUAAAUAAUAUAUUAUAAUUAUUUUUCUCUUUUGAGGUUUCAGUGGUUUACAUUAGUCCUCAUGUUUGUCUCUGUUCACAGUGGAGUUUUCGUACAUCUUAAAUGAAGGAGUAUUUUGUAAAGUAUGUUGAGCGUUUCUGCAUGUUGCGUAUUGUCUGAACAUAUGUACAGUACCCCUGCUUUAGGGGAAACAUGCAAAACACUAUAUUCAUUAUAUAUUUAAGGCAAUAAAAUAACUUAUCCUCA